This is a messenger RNA of Exophiala oligosperma, 1175 nucleotides long. RefSeq lists its product as uncharacterized. The coding region runs from base 87 to 1142 and encodes 351 amino acids. The transcript has a single exon. The record is from RefSeq and is a predicted model, not a curated record. NCBI's taxonomy places the organism in Eukaryota, Fungi, Ascomycota, Eurotiomycetes, Chaetothyriales, Herpotrichiellaceae.
AUUAGAGGUCUGUUGGACAAGAUUUGUACACACACAAAGAGUGUGGUAGCGACUAUCUGUCAAGCAACAGAAUUAGCUUCGCAAAAAUGCAACAGCCAGUGGUCCCAGCCUGGAAGAAACUGGGCUUAAAGCUCAAGCAUUCACAAGAAAGCUCUGAGCCUCCGAUCAAGAUGAAUGGCAACGGCGUCGGCUCUCUUGAACAUGCUCAAGAAAGUCUGCUUGAGCAACCUCGAAAGAAAAGAAAAUUUUCGCCGAUUCGCGAAGAAUCCACAAAGAGCGAAUCGACAAAUGGAGCCAUUCAGUCAAGCUUCAAAAGCCCAAAGCCACAGAACAAGAAACUGAAAAAGAAAGUGUCAUUCUCUCUUGAUGCACCACCCGACCUUGUAACCAGCACAUCUUCACCCAGCCAAAAGAUAGCCGACGUGGAGAAAUCGCCCGCGACAAAGCAAAAGAAGGAGAAGAGGCCGCGAAAAGAUUCUUCUCGCGCUCGACAAGCCUCAGCUCCAAGAAUCAAUCCAGCUUUGGAAUAUCUGAGUCAGUAUCAUACCUCUCGACCGACCUGGAAAUUCAACAAAACAAGAGAAAUAUGGAUCUUGAAACACGCAUUGUCGGAGGAGGAUGUACCUAGAGACUACGAUGUUGCUCUAGCAAGGUAUCUACAUGGGUUAAAAGGCAUCGGUGCUAGGGAAAGGCUCGAAAAUACUUGUCUCGAGACACUACGCGCGCGAUCAGACGAUGAAGGCAUAAGCAGUCAAACCACAGCAGAUCGUGAUUUCCAGAAACGAUUCAGAGACAUGCUUCAGGCAUCAGAAGAUGGUAGUUUCGAUGAUCAGAACGAACAUCUUCGACAGUGGAUUCAGCAGCGACCACGCCCCCAGCUCUUGCUUGACAGCCUGGGUUCCGAUGCCAGAGCCGAAGGAGAAAAGCCCAAACCAAAGAAGAGGAAAAAUAGAACAGUGGUGGUCGAGUAUGACAGCUCGAGUUCUAGCUCGAGCAGCGACAGCGACAAUGAGAGCGAGAGCGAGAGCGAUAGUGAGAAUGAAAGCGACAGUGGCAAAGAGGCAGACAGGGUUGAGGAUUCAACUUCAAGUAGUGGCAGUGACAGCAGUGAUGAGUCCACGAGUAGCUCUGAUAGCGAAUAAACAAGACCGAGCACGUGGGAUAUUUUUGGUUCC